Molecule: messenger RNA, 339 nt
Organism: Schistosoma curassoni
Lineage: Eukaryota; Metazoa; Platyhelminthes; Trematoda; Strigeidida; Schistosomatidae
Source: the annotation of a GenBank genome assembly
AUGAAAGUAUUGGGAAUUUGUAUUGUAGUUACAUUAGUAUUCAGUGGAAUAAAUUGUGUAAAAAAUAAAAAAGUUAAAUGUUAUCGAUGUACCGAUUGUCCUAAUCCAUUCGAUAAAACUCAAAUAACUGAAUUAGCUAAUUGUAAUUUUUGUCGAACGGUUUACACUUAUCGUGAUGAAGAUAAUUAUAGAAUUGCAAAAGAUUGUGUAGCAAGUUGUGUUCCACAAGAUCGUCGUGGUGGUAAAGCUGGCCUAAUACUAAAAACUGAAGAAAAAACAACAAAAUUACUGAAUUGUAUAAAAGAAAAUGAAUUAGAUCAAGUGAUUGAACAACAUUAA